AUGGCCCGCAAUGAAGAGAAAGCACAGUCGAUGUUGUACCGUUUCCGAGAAGCUCAAGCAGCUGAACUUGGCCUCGGCACGCGCGCAGAUCGUCGUCCGAAGAUGGCGAGCGCCUGCAAGAGUCUAAGGGAGUGCGAGCGGUGGAGAGGCGAAAUUCUAAGGGAGCUAAGCCGGAAAGUGUCCAAGAUUCAGGACGCCGGUUUAACUGACUAUGAAGUUCGAGAUGUAAACGACGAGAUUAACAAGUUGAUGCGAGAGAAGCGACAUUGGGAGAACCAGAUUAUUGCGCUGGGAGGUGCCAACUAUCGACGGAAUGUAGCCAUGCUUGAUGAUGAUGGGAAGGAGGUACCCGGAACAAAAGGAUACAAGUAUUUUGGCCGCGCAAAAGAUCUCCCAGGCGUGCGAGAACUUUUCCAGAGCAAAAAGCAAGAGGAAGAGGAAGAAAAUCAAGCACUUGCAUUCUAUAAAAAGUUUACGAAUCAGGGCCCCACAUACUUUGGCGACCUGGACGAAGCAGAUGGAAAGUUGUUGGAGUAUGAGCAUCAAGCAGAGGAAGAAGAAUGGCGAGAUGAAUAUACAAAUGUCCGGGAGACCCUUGACCUCCCUCUUGACGAUCCAAUACCCCCAAUACCUCGUGGAUCAUCUGCAAGCUCAUCACCACUCCCAUCAAACGGGCUCUCUCCACCUCAACCUUCAGUAAAUACUAAACGCAAAACUCAGGAGGAAGAUGUCGAGAUGGACACGGUGAAUGCGGAGGCAGCUGCACCUGACCAGGCAAAACGACUCCGCAAAGCUGAAUCAGAUGGUACAGCGAAGACAGAUGUCAUUCCCUCAAAUGGAGGCGCAGACUCGAUGCGCACACAUGCGAAUGCAGCUGCUGCCUAUCUGGGGUUUUUGUCACCAGAAGAUCUGAUGCCACCGACACUUCCGACAAGCGAGGAAAUGGAGGGCGUGUUACUGGCCCUCAGGAAACAAGCACUGGUGGAGGAGUAUUUUGGGGAGUAG
Molecule: messenger RNA, 1005 nt
Organism: Suillus subaureus
Lineage: Eukaryota; Fungi; Basidiomycota; Agaricomycetes; Boletales; Suillaceae
Product: Isy1-domain-containing protein
Exons: 5
Coding region: 1-1005 (334 amino acids)
Biological process (GO): mRNA 3'-splice site recognition; generation of catalytic spliceosome for second transesterification step
Cellular component (GO): catalytic step 2 spliceosome; post-mRNA release spliceosomal complex; Prp19 complex
Source: RefSeq, a predicted model, not a curated record